UCCUAUGUGUGAAUCUGUAGGAAGUCUCGCGACAUUUCUACGAAAAUCGAUUUUGUUAUUAAUGGACGAGUAGUGUGUUAGCUAAUAACAUGAUUUGAGAUAUGAAUCUCAGGAUUUACUUUCAACAGGGAAUCCUGUUUGGCAUCAGAAGGUCAGUCUCUUUUCUGCUACUGGCUCGCAACCUAGGAACAGGGUUCUUUUGAAGAACAGUGAGGAUGCUUCAAGGCCUGGGUCAAAAGCCAUGGCACAUUUUUUACAAACUUUGCUUCCAGCAUCCAUUGUCGGUUCGGUCCUGCAGACCUUGUCAAAGAUGGCAGAUCCAUGGAUCUCACAGGAACAGCUUAUACUGGUUUCAGUCUUGCAGUCUUCCAUUUCAAGUUACCACUCAGAGGAAUUUCUCUUUAACAACUGUCAGCUGGAAGGAUGAAUCCUCCACAUCAGGGCCAGACAAAAGUGGCACAUCAGUAUCUGCAGGAAAAGCAGCAGCAACAUCUCAGACAAAAACUGAUGGUUCUGGGGCUGCUUCUUCUGUGGGUCUUAGCCCUGCUGAAACCAUCCAAGUGAAAGUGAGAGCUGUACUGAAGAAAAGGGAUUAUGGAUCCAAAUACACUCAGAAUAAUUUUAUUACUGCAGUUCGGGCAAUGAAUGAGUUCUGCCUCAAACCCAGUGAUCUUGAACAGCUUCGCAAGAUCCGUAGAAGAAGCCCUCAUGAUGACACAGAAGCUUUUACUGUUUUUCUACGCUCUGAUAUUGAGGCCAAAGCAAUGGAGGUCUGGGGAAGCCAAGAAGCAUUAGUCAGAGAACGCAAGUUGAGAAAAGAAGUUGAAAAAGAAUACAAGGAAAACUUAUUUCGAAAUCAGAAGCUUUUAAAGGAAUACAAGGAUUUCUUAGGUAAUACGAAGCCACGUUCAGGUAAAAGGACAGCAUUUUUGCAAGGUCCUGGGAAGGUUGUCAUGGUGGCUAUAUGCAUCAAUGGACUUAACUUUUUCUUUAAGAUUCUAGCUUGGGUUUAUACUGGUUCAGCCAGCAUGUUUUCAGAAGCCAUUCACUCCUUAGCAGAUACAUGUAACCAGGCUCUUCUUGCUUUGGGCAUCAGUCAGUCUGUCAGGAAUCCAGAUGCUGGGCACCCAUAUGGCUUUUCCAAUAUGCGCUACAUAGCAUCUCUCAUUAGUGGUGUUGGGAUUUUCAUGAUGGGUGCUGGCCUCUCAUGGUACCAUGGUAUAAUGGGCCUUAUUCAGCCUCAUCCAAUUGAAUCCUUGCUUUGGGCUUACUGUAUUUUGGCUGGAUCCCUAGUUUCUGAAGGGGCUACACUUUUGGUGGCAGUAAAUGAGAUCAAGAAGAGUGCCAGACUUCGGGGAGUUUCGUUUUAUGAAUAUGUUAUGCAGAGCCAUGACCCAAGUACCAAUGUUGUGCUAUUAGAGGAUGCUGCUGCUGUGCUGGGUGUUAUACUUGCUGGUGGCUGCAUGGGACUGACGUCCCUAACAGGUAACCCAUAUUAUGAUAGCAUAGGAUCCCUUGGAGUGGGAACACUUUUGGGAGUAGUUUCAGCCUUUCUUAUAUACACUAAUACAGAAGCAUUGCUGGGAAGAUCUAUCCAGCCUGAACAGGCCCAGAAACUCACAGAAUUAUUAGAAAAUGAUCCUGCUGUAAGAGCUAUCCAUGAUGUGAAGGCAACAGACAUUGGACUGAGCAAAAUUCGCUUCAAGGCAGAAGUAGAUUUUGAUGGCCGAGUUGUAACCCGAUCCUACCUAGAGAAACAAGACAUUGAACAAAUACUGCAAGAAAUACAGCAAGUAAAAACACCAGAAGACUUAGAGAGCUUCAUGUUGAAGCAUGGAGAAAACAUCAUUGACACCCUGGGAGCUGAAGUGGACAGACUUGAGAAGGAGCUAAAACAACGUAAUCCUGAGGUCCGGCAUGUGGAUCUGGAAAUUCUUUAAUUUGCAAAAACCCUGUCCUUAGCUGGGCUUCGCAGACCACCCUGCGGUAUUUGAAUUUCCUGUUGUGUUCUUCUCAAUUCCAGACUCCUUAAUCUGGUUUAGAUAUUUGUUUACACAACUGUGGAUCUGCAUUUAGUGACAAAACACACCCUUUGUAAUGUAAAAAAGGAAAAGUCGAAUCAUUGAUAAAAUGCCAAUAGCAAUCUGCUCUUUAUAUAAAAAUUAUAAACAAAGUUCAAACAAGUGUCAUUUAUCAGGAUUAGAUUUGUUUUAAUGAAAUGACUUUAUAAAAUGUAUUUCAUUCAUUUUUUUGGUUGCCAUCUUAUAGGUUAUCUUUCAUUUAAAAAAGAAAAUCUAGCAUUGGAAGCUGUAAAAGAGCAGCUGGUGGAUUUCCGUUUAUCUGUAUUUUAGCAGAUGAUGUAUCAUAGUGUUUGAAAGAGAAAAUAAAGAUGUCUGUUUCAAUGACAUUUGUAUAUUUUGGCCCCAACAAAAUAUUUAGAUUUUAAAUUUCAAUACCAUAUACCAACUAUUUAGAUAUUAAAAUAUGAUCAUAUCAUGUCUAAGAAAUUUUACGGCUUAAUUCAUUUUUUUUUUUAACAUUCCCAGUGUCCAUAUUGAGUCACUUGAAGUUCAAAUUGUCACAUUUCUAUGUUUAUUGCUGUUAUUAGUAUUUCAAGCAAAGUUGUAUUUAAGUAACAGUUUAAUUUAUUUAAUGUAGAGGCAUAGGAACGCUUUUAAUUUAUUGCGCAUACAAAAUGCUUUCUUAAUGUAAGUAGUCCAUUUCCUGUCCUUUGUCUUGUCAUUGGUUAAAAGUUGUCAUAUUUUCCUAAUGUUUGGUUUAGUUGUGUUUAUCCAAUUGUAAAAAUUUUGGUUAACUAAAGAAGAUUAUAUUAAACUCCCUGAUUUUAAUUAAUUUCCAGCUUCUGGACACAAAACAUAUAUCUAAUUUUAACUAAGGUACAUUUCUUUAUGCUGUAUUUUUCAAGCUGUAGCUAUUUGCGCAAAAAUAAAUCACUUUUGAAAGGUGA
Erpetoichthys calabaricus (reedfish) is the source of this 2968-nucleotide messenger RNA. It is a transcript of the gene slc30a9, whose product is annotated as solute carrier family 30 member 9. The transcript is spliced from 20 exons. The record is from RefSeq and is a predicted model, not a curated record. Gene Ontology annotation, cellular component: membrane; nucleus. Gene Ontology annotation, molecular function: monoatomic cation transmembrane transporter activity. NCBI's taxonomy places the organism in Eukaryota, Metazoa, Chordata, Cladistia, Polypteriformes, Polypteridae. Gene Ontology annotation, biological process: positive regulation of transcription by RNA polymerase II; transmembrane transport; zinc ion transport. Bases 216 to 1940 code for a protein of 574 amino acids.